Messenger RNA from Asterias rubens (European starfish), 6293 nucleotides. RefSeq lists its product as uncharacterized. Lineage: Eukaryota; Metazoa; Echinodermata; Asteroidea; Forcipulatida; Asteriidae. The coding region runs from base 350 to 2650 and encodes 766 amino acids. Gene Ontology annotation, cellular component: cytoplasm; nucleus. The record is from RefSeq and is a predicted model, not a curated record. Gene Ontology annotation, molecular function: tRNA binding; S-adenosylmethionine-dependent methyltransferase activity. Gene Ontology annotation, biological process: tRNA wobble uridine modification. The transcript is spliced from 5 exons.
CACAAGCACUUUAUGCUGUGUGGCUGCGGGGAAUUCAUAGUAAAUUCCACGACAAUAUCACAUUUGCCGAUCGCAAUAUGACCGAAGAAGACCACAACAAACUAUCAGACUUAAGAGGGGCUGAAUGAUUGCCAAUGCAAUCGUGACUACCGACUCAGACAAUGCUCAGAUCAUCAUCACUGAACAACAAGGAUUUCACUUUCUCAAUCUCAGUCAGUACACACAGUUCAAUUGCAGACAAAGGAAGGUAACAAGUUUCCAUCCUCGAUGUCUACAGGGUACUGCAGUGGUUGGAUGAGUGAACGUUAAGAGUUGUUGAGGUAUCGGCUGACUAGCCCAGGGUACCCUCAUGGAUCGUAGGAGCCAAUCUAUUGCAUUAGAGAAACAACAUGUCCAUGAUGUGUACGAACGGAUUGCUCCUCACUUCAGUGAUGCACGCUACAAAGCAUGGCCCAGAGUCAAGGAGUUCCUAUUGGGCUUAGAGCCGGGAAGCAUUGUAGCAGAUGUAGGCUGUGGCAAUGGGAAGUACUUGGGAAUCAAUAAGCACAUUUACAAGAUUGGCUCCGAUUGUUGUUCAACCCUGGUCAACAUUGCCCACCGUGCUGAUCAUGAGGCCAUGGUAUGUGACAACAUCCGUCUUCCUUACCGAGACAACAGCUUUGAUGCUGUUAUCUCCAUUGCUGUCAUCCAUCACUUUGCGACUACAGAACGACGAGCUCAAGCAUUAAAUGAACUGGCUAGGAUAUGUCGUCCUGGUGGACAGAUCAUGAUCUAUGUUUGGGCAAUGGAACAGAAACUGAGAAAGUUUCAUGUUCAAGAUGUUUUGGUUCCAUGGCAUUUGCAACCAAGGAAUCUCAAGAACAAAGAAAGAUCAAGAAAAUUUCUUCCAAACGGAUUGACCAGCAACGGCUCUUCUGUUGAGAACGAUGUUGUGAAAAAUUCAUCGCAUAAGUUGAAGAUGCAGAGCUUUCCAACUGCUGCUGGUAACACUUAUAGUAUCUCUCAUUCUACUCUCAGAAGGCAGCCAUUUAUACCAAGCCAGAGCUCAACCGAACUUGUGAAUGGAUUGAGUAAGCCAGCCACAAAGCAUACCAGAAGUCCUCUCUUAAGAACAAAUUCUGACCAGGGUUAUGACCCAAUUACCUAUGCAGAGAAGAGUCACUUUAAGAGGUUGCUCAUUCCAACACGUUCGGACUCCGUUGAUGAGGUCUUCGUCAACAUCAGUACUGAGGAAGAUCGCAUCACUUGCAAAGAGCUGUUUACCAAUGACAUCACAAAUAUAAAAUCCCACCACUCGGUUUCGAAAGAAACUGGCCCGAAGAAAGCAAAUGGGGCUCCUCCAAGAAUGUCGUCCAUUGAAGGAAAGGAACACAGGGAAACAGUGGAAGAGCCCUCUUUGUUUGAAAGUUUCACAUCAACUGCAACUCAAAUACUGCGUGCAAUAUCCAGGCAAAGUAGCCUUGAAAUAGAGAAACAGUCUCCAAAAGAAGUCAAAGGUAAGAUGUCCACCUUUGGGAAAAGCAUUAUAUUUUGUGAUCCAGAAAUCAAUGGACAUGUAGAUAAAGAGGUUUACUUAAAUUGUAAUGGCCAUAAGAGCGUUCCAAAUGGCUACUCUCAGGGAAGUUCAAGUAAUUGUGCAAUAGAUGAUAUUUUUCAGAAAUUAACUGUAGAUUCCCCAGCUUCUGUAACUAACGGCAUUACUCCAGUGCAGAAUGGGUACUCAUCAGACAAAGAAGGUAAAGAAGGUAUUCAGCAGACCCAACCUUCUCAUGAUGUUAAGAUCUACAACUCGAGUACCUCAAUACCACUCAAGCCACUCCAGACCAAUCAGCCCAUCAUUGGGAUGAACUGUGUAACAGCCCAGGGUGAGGCUUACCAUAAAUCCCGCCCCUUACGACAUUUACCACACAUGGGCGUCGGCAGAGAGAGAGACUCCUCGGUGGAGUCCGUCUCCUCCUCUGAUGAUAGCCUCACUGCUUACCCCGUUGAGAUGAAAAACUCUGACCAAAGUUAUCAUUUCAAGACUGCCGAACAAACUGAAAAUAACCCAAUUUGUACCUAUCCUAAUAUUCCGUCCAAGAAACAUAUCAGAACACUUAGUAGUGAUUCCGAUUGUGAUUCAUUUGUACAUAUUACCAAUGGGGAAGGUCAGGGAUCAGUUUCUAGUGAAGGGGAUGCUAAUUGCAAUGACACAGCAUCAACUGUACUUCCCACAUCAACUCAUAAUUCUUCUCAAUGCAAUGGCAGUGUUGCAACUUGUACCUUAAUAGAGCAAGUACCAAGUAAUCAAGAGCCAAACACUGUAAAAUCAGAGGUCACUAAACAACUGGAAUUGAAAUCACUGCCGGAUACUAAGCUUAAUUCCAACAGCCAAGCGGAUGACCUUACUCCAACCAAAGAUACAUGUACUCCAACUCAAAAUGGCGCUUCACCUGAAGAUAAACAAGUGCUUCAGACUUCCCCUAAACCUAGUAUUCCAUUCAAGAAGAAUGACCCCUCACUUUAUCUACGUUACUACCAUGUUUUCCGUGAAGGGGAGUUAGCUGACCUUAUUGAACAACAUGUUGAUAGUCUUCAUAUUAUACGUAACUACUACGACCAUGCAAACUGGUGUGUCAUUGCUGAAAAGGUACAGGUUUGGACCAUAUGAGCAAUGAGUAAUGUUUAGCGUUAUCUGAAUAAUGGCAAACUAAGCCUUUGGUUUUUGGAACUGUUUGAUUUUUUUAAUAAGGGAAUUAAAGGGUAGCGACGAGUUCUUAAACGGCCAUUUAAAACCGGCAGGGUCAUUGUCGUGUGAACCCUGCAAGGUUUUAAACCGACGUUUAAGACAGGUCACUACUUUUUUUUAUUCCCAAUCAUAAAUGCCCUUAAACGAGAAACAAAAUACAUUUAUGGAAAGUUUGACAAUUGAAAAUUCAAGGUUUAAAAUAUUUUUUUCCAAAAACUUUGUGAAGAAUCUGUCUUUUUGCCCGCCGAAAUAUGUCUCAGGCCUGUGGUCUAAUGUAAAAUUCGAGCCCGGAAACACCAUAAUUGCUGUACUAAAUUUCAUUACUAUUUGCUGAAUUUUGUUCAACCUCCCUAUUACUUCCUUUUUUUUACAUAAUUACAAGGUAUUCCAUUUUAAGCAGGGUCCACAAGUAUUGGUUUGUAGGUGCUUGGAAAUGUUAUCGUGAAUGCAUUUUCAGGCAAUGGUUACAAGCGAUUAUGUUAUCUUUAAUAAAGAUGUACUGUUUGCGCAAACUAAACAUAAAUUUUGUUGCGCAGUGUUUAUGCAAAUAUGUUGUGAGUAUUUUGUAUACUUAAUAUAUUGGUAGGGUUUUUGAAAAUUAAUGGGCUAUUUUGGGCAAUACUUUCUAUCAGUUAUUAGGAAACUGAUAUUCUAUCAAGGUGCUGUUCAAUAUUGUUUUCAUUCUAUCAUUUCAUAUAUCAGUGCAAAUAUAACUCAAUAUUCAAAAUGUUUAAAUAACUUUUGUGAUGUUCUGUCAUUCUUUACAAGUUUUUGCAGGUAGUAUUUCCUGGAGCAUAUUUUAAUUUUGAAGAAUGUUUACUUAAGCGCAUUAUUGCAAAAUGAUGAUUUAUAUCAAUUUUUAAACCAUGUGUUAUUUGUGUGAAGCAGGCAGCUUGCAAAACACACUUGACGCUUUUAUGUGUCAACCAUGUUUGCUUGGCUGUACUGUAUUAUUUAUACAUUUACAAAAGUGCAAUCUAAAUGCAAUUUAUUAUUACCCAAUGGGUUUGCCUACUGAUUGAAGGUAGUCUGUUAUAAUUGAGUUUAACUUCUGUGCGACUGAGUCGCAUAUGCCGAGACUAUAAUGCCCUGAAAUCACUGUCUCUUGGGAGAAGUAACAAACUGUACGCUUUUUUUUUUUCAAUGAUUGCAACCCAAAAAUAGAAGAGUAAAGCCAGGGCCCAAUUUCAUAGUGCUGCUUUACGGCUGAUUUUGUGCUUACUUUACGAUUCUCAUUUCAUAGCACUGCUAACCAUAAGCAACGAAAAGGUAUGCAAACCUUCCUGCGCUUACUGCUUGAAAAUGAAUCCGACGUAUCAAUCUAAAUCCAUGGUGAGCGCGCAAGAAGGCCACCUAAUUUUCUUGCUAAUCUGUGAAAAACUCUUACGCUUAAGCAAAUUUUUUUGCUACAGUUAGCUUGGUUAGGAUGAAAAUCUGCUUACCAGUAUUAAAGCAGCUUUGUGAAAUUGGGCUCAGAGCUUGUAUAGUGCAGUAACUCAACUGGUUCUUGUAUAAUAUUUUUGAAAGACAGUAAUCUUGUUUACCCGAUGCUUAGUCUGGCAUGACCUCAUAUUUCGUAUUGUAAAUUGUACUUAAAUGUGGCCCUAGGGGCUGAUUUCAUAUAAGAGCUACACUGUAAGAUCAAUCUUUAAGGCCGUAAUGUAAGACUGAAGGAUGGUUUCUUAACGCCAACAAGCCCAACUUUUGACCGUUUGAAUUACGAAGAUUCUCAACACUGCCAACAUUAUUCUGAACCUUAAAGUCAAAGUGAAAGUCAUUAUAGCAUUUGUAUUUAUUUUAAAGAGGUUCUAAUAUCAAACAUUACCCCAUGAUAAAUGCAAAACAAAAUGUUCACCCCGCCCAAUGACACUUGAAAUUGAUCAUAUAGGCCUAAAAAAAAUACUUACAGAAGAAAUGAAAAUGUUUAUUUUUGAGUGACUUGUUCUUUAGUAUAAAUCAUCCACCAUAAUGAUCUGAUGCUACAUGAGUUGCCUAUAGUAGUUUUAUAUUAACAUUACUAACCUUUAUAACAAAUUUUUAGUAUAUCUUGCUGUCUUUGCAAUAGUUGUUUUGUUUUAUUAGACAAGCUGAAGCAGGAAAUUUGUACAAGCAUUUUCUUAAACCUAAUUAGAUUUGCUGGCAUUGUUUAUAUUCCUGUAAAGUGUAUGUAAUUUUCCCCUUAAAGUAGCAGUUUUUCUGUAUCCCUAAAGUAAUCGUACUUUAUAUUUGUGGCAAUAUUUUAUACCCAAGUAAGAUGUAGUUUUAUGCUGUAGUUAUUACAUUUUAAGUAUUAUUUGUAGUUUAUAAGAUGAUAUGGUGCUGUGGAUAUAACUUAAAUAAUUUGACAUCCAAAUAAUGGACUGUACUUUGUUCAUUUAUUCCAGAAAUGAAAUAACCCAACUCAUUUUUUUGAAGACUUUGUUGUGUAAAUAUUAUUUAUGUCGUACAUUAUUUACAUAGCCACAUUUUGUAUGGAUGUUUAGCGAACUACGCACUUAGCAGAAUACUUGUGUCUAAGUAGUUGGCAUGGACGAAGCAAUUAACAAUUACCUCUUAGUUCAUUAUGACCAAUCUUUUACUUGUGGGUUAAACAAAGAAAAACUUACUAGAGUCACAGUGGGAUUUGAACUUGCUACCUCCGGAUUAAUGUGUCGACAUCACGGGGAAAUCUGCAUUACAGAGACUCUGUCCCCCAUAAUGAGAAACAAAACAUGGGCUGAAGGAGGAUGAUCUAAAGAGGGUGCUAUCAGAAGAAAAAAUUUGGACAUAGCUCUCCGCAUGGGGGGGGGCACACAGGAUCUCCGGGGGGACAGAAUCUCCUGCCGCACCGGCGCUCUGUCAAUUGAGCUAUACAUGUAUAUCUAUCUAGCCCUUUUGUUGGUAGUCUCUCUAUUCUGUCAAUAUCAUUGUACGGGGGUGCCAGAAAUCAGAAGUCAGAAGCCAUAAAACCUGUUUCAUAAAUUAAUUCUACGCUUCGUACAACCAAUUGUACAUUGGUUGUACGAAGCGUAGAAUUAAUUUAUGAAAUUGUUUAGGUUAUGAGACAAUUUCAGCAUUGUUGACUUGCUGUUCAUUGCUGUAUGUUGGGGAGAGGUGGAAGGGGGGAGGGAGGGUAGGCAUAAGUUCAACUUCUGCUUUGAAAAAUAGUAACCAAAGUCUCAUUCCAUCUUCUGUUUUUGUAUGCAGAUAACCAUCACAUUAAUAUACUUCACACAUUCAUACCUCCAAUGUAUGUUUUUUUUUCGGUAUAAAGAUAUAUUUCUUAGUUUUUAAAGUUUAAUUAGCACUACUUAGAGUAACAUGACAAUUAAUGGGACACUUAAGAGAUGAAAGCAGGCACCCUACUGAAUGGGCCUUUUUCACUUAUAUCGUCGCUGAGAACAAUAGUGACUAUUUUUUUGUUAAAAGGGAUGGCCGCUAUUGUCCCAGAAUAUUCCAUUGAUUGAACAUUGUUGUAGGAAAGUGGUCGCCUUUUAAGAUCAGUUUUGAUUAUGUGUUAGUCAAAAUAGGGUGCUAUGUGUUGUAUUAUGUGUAUAUCUUUUGUUAUUUAAAUAAAAGAUUGUGU